AUGUAUGAAGCUAGAAUAAAGUUAGCAAAAUUAAAUUAAGAAAAAAGUGAUGGAAUUCCUAAUUAAUUAAAAGAAUAUUAUGAUGAAUAAACUAAUGUUAAAUUUUAAGAAAAUGAUUUUAAUAGUUUAUAAGAAAAAAUUAAAAAAGAAAUAUUUGAAGAUUACAGACACGAUUAUUUUGUUAAUUAAAUAAUGGAAGAACUUAAACCUAAAACUAGCUUUAUACCUCAAAAUCCAUAUAAAACUUUAGUUGGAAUUGUAGAACCUGAAGACUUGGAAGGAGUUUCUAAGGUUUGGAAAUAGAAAUUUAAAACUACUUAUGGACAUGAAAUUUUAGAAGACGAAGAUAUUGUUUAAGAAAGAUAAAAAAAAUUAAUGUAAAAAAUGUAAUGA
This is a messenger RNA of Ichthyophthirius multifiliis, 393 nucleotides long. RefSeq lists its product as hypothetical. The record is from RefSeq and is a predicted model, not a curated record. The transcript has a single exon. Lineage: Eukaryota; Ciliophora; Oligohymenophorea; Hymenostomatida. Gene Ontology annotation, molecular function: phosphatidylinositol binding.